AUGAACAAAUUGCUACCGCUGCAGCUUCCAGAUUCAGAAAUGCUUUGCAGAGAUGGACGCCAUGUUUUAGACCUUGCAGCACAACCGGAGUGGGCGGCGGCAAGUGGUGGUGUUGGAGUUGUCUCAACGAUAACUGCAUACCAUGUCAGUCUCCAUAGACUAAAGCUACUUAUAAAUGAACAAAAGCCCAACAAAUAUCAAUCUGCACUGUCCAUUUCCACUCAUUUUCUGACCAAAGCAGUGGCAAGAAAUCUUGGGUUUUUCUUGGCCAUAUUAGGUCUAUUUCUUGGCAUUGUUUCAGCUUCAAACUGGAACAUUUUGAAUCAGAAGAAAGGGAAAUAUGGGCUUCAACUCACAUUGAAGAAUUACUGUGAGAGUUGGAGGAUGAAUGUUGAGCUACACAACAUAAGGGAUUUUGAAGUUGUGCCUGAGGAAUGUGUUCAAUAUAUUGGGAAAUACAUGACAUCAACUCAAUACAAGGUGGAUUCUGAAAGGACAAUUGAUGAAUGCACAGUUCAUAUGUUUACUAGCUGUGAUUUCAAGAAAGAUGGCAAAGAUGCCUGGAUUUUCGACAUCGAUGAUACGCUUCUGUCCACUGUCCCUUACUACAAGAAAAACAAUUUUGGGUAA
This is a messenger RNA of Olea europaea var. sylvestris, 630 nucleotides long. RefSeq names its product vegetative storage protein 1-like. The record is from RefSeq and is a predicted model, not a curated record. The coding region runs from base 1 to 630 and encodes 209 amino acids. The transcript has 3 exons. Lineage: Eukaryota; Viridiplantae; Streptophyta; Magnoliopsida; Lamiales; Oleaceae.